GUCUCUUCUUCCUCUCAUUAAGCACCAGAUCCGUAUCUCCACAAGAAUGAAGGUGGUCGCUGCGUAUUUGCUGGCCGUUUUGGGAGGCAACGCCUCGCCUUGCGCCGAUGACUUGAAGGACAUCCUCGGUUCAGUUGGAGCCGAGGCUGAUGAUGAAAGGAUUGAGUUGCUAUUGUCUGAAGUUAAGGGAAAAGAUAUCACGGAACUAAUUGCCGCUGGAAGGGAAAAGUUGGCUUCAGUUCCUGCUGGAGGUGGUGGCGGGGUUGCCGUGGCUGCUGUGUCCGCUGGUGGCGGUGCUGCUGCUGCUGCUCCUGCUGCUGCAGAGUCAAAGAAAGAGGAGAAAGUUGAAGAGAAAGAGGAAUCCGAUGAUGAUAUGGGCUUCAGUCUCUUUGACUAGGGGGUCAUGGUGUUGGUUUUAUGCGGAGCCUAGUUGCUAUCUUUUUUGUUGAAUUUAGUAGUUCUUCUCUGUUGGUUAUCCGAGUAGUAGUUGGAGUUUUGAAAUGCUUGUCGAAAUAUAAUUCCGGAUUUUGUAUUGAUCAUUUGUGGUUGCACCUGGGAUUGAGAUUAUGGUGUUUGCAAGUUGCAACUUUGCCAUGCUA
Molecule: messenger RNA, 599 nt
Organism: Rhododendron vialii
Lineage: Eukaryota; Viridiplantae; Streptophyta; Magnoliopsida; Ericales; Ericaceae
Product: large ribosomal subunit protein P2z-like
Exons: 4
Coding region: 47-397 (116 amino acids)
Biological process (GO): cytoplasmic translational elongation
Cellular component (GO): cytosolic large ribosomal subunit; ribosome
Molecular function (GO): structural constituent of ribosome
Source: RefSeq, a predicted model, not a curated record